Messenger RNA from Colletotrichum godetiae, 423 nucleotides. RefSeq lists its product as uncharacterized. The record is from RefSeq and is a predicted model, not a curated record. NCBI's taxonomy places the organism in Eukaryota, Fungi, Ascomycota, Sordariomycetes, Glomerellales, Glomerellaceae. The transcript has a single exon. Bases 88 to 333 code for a protein of 81 amino acids.
CUGACACAAGUUGGAAGGAAUUGGCCUGCCAUUGGUGAGUUUGUAUCAUGGAGACACGUCAACGGAAUCAACCGCGUUUGGGGUGUCAUGCACUGUGUGUCAACCCCGGGGUUCCCUGCAAAGAGACUGACGGCCUCGUCGGAAGCCGCGAAUGCCCCAACACCGCCUGCCAGGAGUAACUUCCACACCUACACCCUCGAGGUUGACCGCACCGCUGAGCUCGAGGCUGUGAGGUGGUUCGUUGAUGCAUUCUAUUCUGGCAAGUCGUUGAGACCGAUUUGCCCGCAGACGUUUGGACCCAGGCGGUCCACUCGCCUCACUUCAUUCUGCUGAACUUCCCUCUCGCCUAAUUUUUCUUGGCAUCUGCUGUUAGUGAAUGAGUGAGCCUACCACCAAAUUACUAACAGCCGAAAACUCUUCACC